CCCAUGCAAGAACGCGCAGACUCAAUCUCAGCUUGGAGCGCGACACUUACAUUGAGGGUGGCUAUAUAAGUCCAUUCAGCAUCUCCCCCUUAAGUAACUAUAUACUUGUUUCUUCCAAGAGGUGAAGGAGGGCGGCAUCUCGCCAACUACCUGGCAACCUACGAGGCUCUACUGGACCUCCUCUAAAGUCUAAAGAUUCCUGUUGACAUCCUGACAUGAAGCUCAAUUUACUUGGUACCACCGUGAUUCUGCUAGUUGCCUUCUUACCGCGCUACGAAUGUCGGGCUAUUGAAAGCCCCGGCGGAACCCUGCGCGUCCCAGCGCCCCAAACCCAAAUCUCCCAGCAGCAGCAACAGCAGCAGUCUGGUCCGAUUCUGGAGCGGCUUGGAGAGGAGUAUUUCAUCCGACUGGGCAACGGGGACUCUAACUCUUUCCCAUCCGCGUCCAUGUUUCCCGGCGGAUCUCCUGCCGUCUACAACAGAGCGCUACAACUCCAGCUGACGCGGCGCCUUUUACAGGGGAAAGUUGGGAACAUCAGGGCGCUCAUAAGCGGGUUCGGAGACCGCGGGGAUGACUCGAUGGAGAGGGGGAGAAGAUCCGAAGACCCGCCGAUAUCCCUGGAUCUGACCUUCCACCUGCUCCGGGAGAUGAUGGAGAUGUCCAGGGCGGAACAGCUGGCCCAGCAAGCGCAAAACAACAGAAGGAUGAUGGAGCUCUUCGGGAAAUGAAGGACUCUUCCCUGUCCGCCAAAGAUCCCCCCCCACCCCCACCCCCCCACUUCUUUUUCUUUCUUCAUUCCUCUCUUUUUUCUUUUUCUUUUUUUUUUUGCAUUUCUACCAUCAGCACAAAACAUGCUCUGUACAAUAUAGUGCUGCUUUAUCACUUCUAUUGUUUAUAGCUUUAACCUCAAACUAUGGAGCAGAAACGGGCUUGACUUAUAAUGAGCCGAUUGUACCUUGCCAUUUUAAUGUUGGUGUCAAAUCUGUACAAUUCUUCAUUUUUUGAGAUCAACACUUUUGGUUAAUACAUGAACUGCAUUGACAAAAGUGGCAAUUUGUUUUAGAUUACGAAUCACUGUAUUCAUGAACUAUUUAUGUUUGUUAAUAAACUUAUGUGCAACCAGUCAA
Messenger RNA from Salarias fasciatus (jewelled blenny), 1127 nucleotides. RefSeq names its product corticotropin releasing hormone b (gene crhb). Gene Ontology annotation, molecular function: hormone activity. The transcript has 2 exons. Lineage: Eukaryota; Metazoa; Chordata; Actinopteri; Blenniiformes; Blenniidae. Gene Ontology annotation, cellular component: extracellular region. The record is from RefSeq and is a predicted model, not a curated record. Bases 216 to 728 code for a protein of 170 amino acids.